UUCGUCGAUGCGAUUAAAACCACGUGCUCCGAAAGUCCGAUCGUUUUUAUGAAAAAUGAUACAUAAUAGGAGGUGACUACAUUAAAUAACCGGUUGUUGAGGAAACAUCAAUUAGAGAACAAAGAUUCCUGCCACCAUCGUAGAGAGGCAUGCUGAAGCAGGAUGACGGAAUUCGUAGAUGGCUGGAUAUUUGGACACACUUUAGGAGAAGGGGCUUAUGGCGAGGUAAAGCUAGUUAUAAAUAAGUCUACAGGUGAGGCUGUUGCUAUGAAAAUGGUAGAUUUAGAAAAGCAUCCAGAUGCCCGACAAACUGUCCGUAAAGAAACUACAAUUCACCGUAUGUUCUCUAACCCUAACAUUAUACAAUAUUUUGGAAAACGUAGUGAGCCUAAUAUGGAAUAUAUAUUUUUGGAGUAUGCAUCAGGUGGAGAACUUUUUGAUAGAAUUGAACCAGAUGUUGGUAUGCCAGCAUGGGAAGCACAGAAGUAUUUCAAACAGUUAAUAUCUGCAGUAGAAUAUCUUCACAGUAAAGGUGUUGCACACAGAGAUUUAAAACCAGAAAAUUUACUAUUAGAUGAACAUGACAAUUUGAAAGUUUCUGAUUUUGGAUUGGCAACAAUAUACCGGUUACAAGGCAAGGAACGUUGUUUAGAAAGGAGAUGUGGAACAUUACCAUAUGUUGCUCCAGAAGUAUUAUUGCGUCCCUAUCAUGCUGAACCUGCUGAUGUAUGGUCUUACUUUUUUUAACUGGUCCAUAUCUAAACUGUAGAACUGCCUUGGGAUCAGUCCUUGGCAGAGUGUCCAGAAUAUAUGGCAUGGAGAGAUGGAAAAUACAUGUCUCUUACACCAUGGAAAAAGUUGGAUAAUUCUUCAUUAUCUCUGAUUAAAAAUAUUCUUAUGCACUCACCAUCAUCCAGAUGUACCAUAAAGGAUAUUAAGCAACACAGAUGGUUCAUCAAGAAAUUCCAGAAAGCUGGAAGCAUAGAAGGAUACAUUCGACCUGACGAGACCGAUUCAAGACAAGUAUUAGAAGAUGAGAACUUAACAAGAUUUUGUUUAUCACAACCUGAAUUAACUGGAGUUGAAUAUGAUAAUGCAGAACAAAUUAAUUUGGAAGAAAGACCCGGAUUUUCGUUCUCACAACCUGCGCAUAUAGAAGAUUUAUUAUUAUGUACUCAAGUACAAACCAAACAAUUUACUCAAGCAAGCCAGCAAAAUACAUUCCAACGGCUGGUGCGACGAAUGACAAGAUUUUUUGUUAAAACGGAAUUAGAGACAACCGUGAAAAGAUUAGUAAAUUGUUUGAAAAAUGAAAGUUACACGUAUCGUAUCAAUAAUUUUGGCACGAUUACCAUAUCGACUGUGGAUAGAAGGAAAAUGCCUUUGGUUUUUAAAGCAAAUAUUGUUGAAAUGGACGGAAAGAUAUUAGUUGAUUUUCGAUUGUCCAAAGGCUGUGGUCUAGAAUUUAAACGGAGAUUCGUGAAAAUUAAAUCAUUGUUAGAAGAUAUUAUAUUAAAGGGUCCUGUUACGUGGCCGAUUGCUGUUGCAACAGAGUGCAUGCCUUAA
Messenger RNA from Habropoda laboriosa, 1566 nucleotides. RefSeq names its product serine/threonine-protein kinase grp (gene grp). The transcript is spliced from 8 exons. Gene Ontology annotation, biological process: protein phosphorylation; mitotic G2 DNA damage checkpoint signaling. NCBI's taxonomy places the organism in Eukaryota, Metazoa, Arthropoda, Insecta, Hymenoptera, Apidae. Gene Ontology annotation, cellular component: site of double-strand break; cytoplasm; nucleus. Gene Ontology annotation, molecular function: ATP binding; protein kinase activity. The record is from RefSeq and is a predicted model, not a curated record.